ACAAUCUCUUUUUGUGAAGGUGAAUAUGGAUGGAAUUCCAAUUGGAAGGAAGGUUGAUCUGAAUGCCCAUGAAUCCUAUGAAAAGUUGGCAAAAACUCUGGAAGAUAUGUUUCUCGAAUCGACCCCAAGUGUCAGUCAAGAUCAAGGGCGCUGGAGCAUGGCAUGACAAACAAAUUAACAAGAACUUCAGAACUGCUGGAUGUAUCAUCCAACUUUGCGCUUACUUACAAGGACAAAGAGGGUGACUGGAUGCUUGUUGGCGAUGUUCCUUGGGAGAUGUUUGUUAGUUCCGUGAAGAGGCUUCGAAUCAUGAGGACAUCUGAGGCUACCGGAUUGGCUCCAAGAUUACAAGGAAGGAACCAGAGACGAAAAUGCAAGCCCAACUAGAACAUCAUUCUCUCAAGUGGGCCAUAUAGGAUGAAUAAGACAUGCUGCAAGCAACAUACAAAUGCAAAAAACAAAUACAAAUAGUUAAAAACCAUAAGUUUGAACCUUCCUACUUCUCAGUUUGUUCCCGAUUCUUGUAUCAUUUCGUUACUUGUUUUCGUCAAUCUCAAUUUACAGGUUUUGAAAAGAGCAAAUGUCUUUGUUUUUAAUGUAAUAUAUUCACACAUAAGGGUUCCACUUCCAUAUAGAAGUAAAAUCAUACGAGUUUUUACUACCCA
Messenger RNA from Hibiscus syriacus, 665 nucleotides. RefSeq names its product auxin-responsive protein IAA13-like. Gene Ontology annotation, cellular component: nucleus. Gene Ontology annotation, molecular function: protein binding. The coding region runs from base 163 to 387 and encodes 74 amino acids. Gene Ontology annotation, biological process: regulation of DNA-templated transcription. The record is from RefSeq and is a predicted model, not a curated record. NCBI's taxonomy places the organism in Eukaryota, Viridiplantae, Streptophyta, Magnoliopsida, Malvales, Malvaceae. The transcript is spliced from 4 exons.